This is a messenger RNA of Trichoderma atroviride IMI 206040, 1858 nucleotides long. RefSeq lists its product as uncharacterized. Gene Ontology annotation, cellular component: cytosol. The record is from RefSeq and is a predicted model, not a curated record. Gene Ontology annotation, biological process: S-adenosylmethionine biosynthetic process. Lineage: Eukaryota; Fungi; Ascomycota; Sordariomycetes; Hypocreales; Hypocreaceae. Gene Ontology annotation, molecular function: ATP binding; methionine adenosyltransferase activity.
AUUGUCUGUCCUCGUUUCUCUCUCGCGCCCAUUCAUUGUAUCAUCAUCCUCUUGUCCUCCACCCCUCCAUCCACACAACCGCCACAAUGUCCGCUACCAACGGCGUCCCCAAGUCAGGAACCUUCCUGUUCACCUCCGAGUCUGUCGGCGAGGGUCACCCCGACAAGAUCGCCGAUCAGGUCUCUGAUGCCAUCCUCGAUGCCUGCCUGUCGGAGGACCCCCUCUCCAAGGUUGCUUGCGAGACCGCCACCAAGACUGGCAUGAUCAUGGUCUUUGGUGAAAUCACCACCGGCGCCAAGCUUGACUACCAGAAGAUUGUCCGAAACACCAUCAAGGACAUUGGCUACGAUGACUCCGACAAGGGCUUCGACUACAAGACGCUCAACCUGCUCGUUGCCAUUGAGCAGCAGUCCCCCGACAUUGCCCAGGGUCUCAAGCUCGACCAGGCCCUCGAGAGCCUCGGUGCCGGUGACCAGGGCAUCAUGUUCGGCUAUGCCACCGACGAGACCCCCGAGCUCUUCCCCCUCACCCUCCAGCUCGCCCACAAGCUCAACGCUGCCAUGUCUGCUGCCCGCCGUGACGGCUCCCUGCCCUGGCUGCGCCCCGACACCAAGACCCAGGUCACCGUCGAGUACAAGCACGACAACGGCGCCGUUGUCCCCAUCCGCGUCGACACCGUCGUCGUCUCUGCCCAGCACUCUGCCGACAUCACCACCGAGCAGCUCCGCAAGGAGAUCCUCGAGAAGAUCAUCAAGACCACCAUCCCCGCCAAGUACCUUGACGAUAAGACCAUCUACCACAUCCAGCCCUCUGGCCUCUUCAUCAUUGGUGGCCCCCAGGGUGACGCCGGUCUGACCGGUCGCAAGAUCAUUGUCGACACCUACGGUGGCUGGGGUGCCCACGGUGGUGGUGCCUUCUCCGGCAAGGACUUCUCCAAGGUCGACCGAUCUGCCGCCUACGUCGGCCGAUGGAUCGCCAAGUCUCUGGUCGCUGCUGGCCUUGCCCGCCGUGCCCUUGUCCAGCUCUCAUACGCCAUUGGUGUUGCCGAGCCCCUCUCCAUCUACGUCGACACCUACGGCACCUCUGACAAGUCUUCUGACGAGCUUGUCAAGAUCAUCCGUGACAACUUCGAUCUCCGACCUGGUGUCAUUGUCCGCGAGCUGGACCUGACCCGCCCCAUCUACCUCCAGACUGCCAAGAACGGUCACUUUGGUACCAACCAGUCUUUCACCUGGGAGCAGCCCAAGCAGCUCAAGUUCUAAGUUGAAUAGCUGUUACAAUUGCAUACAGAGUAUUCAACAAUCUCUGCUACAUGAUCUACAAAGCGAUGUGUACUUGACACGUCGAUUAUUUCACCAGACACAUUUAGGCGGCGUACGGUUCUCAACGAAACCUGGAGGCUUUCCCAUGGCAUUUUACGGGAAGGCGAGGUGGUUUCUGGCGUAAAUUCUUUUUCUUUUGUUCGUUUUAUUAUCAUACAUAUACCAGGGUCUUUGGGGGACACAAAUGGGGCGUCUUUCAACAAAGACAAAAGUUAUGGGUUAUUUGCAUAGACAGCAACAGGGUCACGUCUGCAAAACGGGAAAAAACAAAAUGCACACUUAUGAGCUACGCUAAUGAUGGGUAUAAACAAAGAUCUGCGUACCGGCGUUUUCGGGAACCAAGAAGAAGUUCAACAUCUUUCUUCCCGAGUCUCUUGACCGAGCUGCUGAACAUGCAAGUCAGUUGUCGGGGUUGGACACAGGAGAAGCUGGAAGUUAUCGGAAAGAUAUCAUGACUUUUUAUUUAGACAUGAGACUUGACAAUAGAGAAGCCCGAUGAAGGCAAACAUUUGCCUUGACAAACUUGCAAACUUUGU